AUGCACGAAGGUGUCACUGACAGAAAUCCUGCAAGCCACUCGGCCUCGGAGUUCCAUUCCUCCAUGGAAACCGAACCCAGGAACUUCUGCUACUUGGACCCAUCCAUACACGGAUCUCGUACCCAGGGCGAGGGCUCCGAGGGUGUUCAGCUGACCCGGCCGCACCGCACGGCCUUGACUAUCGAGAUGGGAAAAUGCGCCGGUCAAGCUCGUUCGCCCAAUGGGCGGUAA
Messenger RNA from Chaetomium globosum CBS 148.51, 231 nucleotides. RefSeq lists its product as uncharacterized. The record is from RefSeq and is a predicted model, not a curated record. NCBI's taxonomy places the organism in Eukaryota, Fungi, Ascomycota, Sordariomycetes, Sordariales, Chaetomiaceae. The coding region runs from base 1 to 231 and encodes 76 amino acids. The transcript has 2 exons.